Molecule: messenger RNA, 1944 nt
Organism: Lycium barbarum (goji berry)
Lineage: Eukaryota; Viridiplantae; Streptophyta; Magnoliopsida; Solanales; Solanaceae
Product: transcription factor bHLH91-like
Exons: 5
Coding region: 269-1639 (456 amino acids)
Biological process (GO): anther wall tapetum development; regulation of DNA-templated transcription
Molecular function (GO): protein dimerization activity
Source: RefSeq, a predicted model, not a curated record
UUGCCAAUCCCACAACAGCAUCUCUCUCUCUCCCUCUUCAAGUAGUCUUUUCUCAAAGCUCUUCUUUUUCCCCUUUUUGUUUUUCUGUUUCAUCUUUUAUGGUUGAUAUUAUGGAACUGUUCAACAGCUUCCCUUAUUUUAUCUGAUGAAGUUGAUCAGCUACUUUCUUGAUUGCUUUGAUUCAAAACACUCUAACUUUUAGUACAAGCUGGUUCUAAACUGUACCAUAAGUUUAGGUCUGCAGAAAGUACAACAGAAAAUCAAGAAAAUGUAUGCAGAAGAAAGUGCUUGUUUUGAUCCUUCCACUCAAGUGCAGCAUGAAGGACUAGCAGAAGAUGUUUUUGCCAUACAAGAACAAACAUAUCAUAAUAAUUCCUCGCAACAAGAUGCUACAGCAGCAGCCUUGGAAAUGGAAUUUCAGCAGCAACUGAAUCUUGAAAUGGAACAGUGUUACAAUAAUAAUCAUAACAACAACAUGCAAGAUCAAUUGGUACAUGAUCAGCCCAAUAAUAAUCAUCAAGGGUUAUCUUGUGAUCAAUCAAACUGGGGAGAAAUGAUGAAUUUCCCUCCUUACCAAAUUCAAGAAGAUAAUAAUAACACUAAUAACUUUCAGCAGCAAAAUUUCCCAACUCCAAUGCCUGAUCUUCUCAACAUGUUUCCUUUACCAAGAUGCACACAAUCUUCUUUGCUUCCUCAGAAAUCACCAAAUUUGUUAACUUCACUAGGCCUUAUAGGUGAUCACAUUGAUGGUGCAUCAACUUCAAGUGCUAUCUAUGACCCUUCUUUAGUUCUCCCAUUGAAUCUACCCCCACAACCCCCUUUAUUAAGAGAGCUAUUCCACUCUUUGCCACAUGGCUAUGACUUAAGAAACUUAAGAAGCAAUGAUAAUUCUUUCUUUAAUGGUAUGGAGGACAGAGAGGUGAGUGGUGCUUUGUAUCAAGAUGGAGAAAGAAGGCCUUUUGACAAUGGGAUCUUUGAGUUUUCUGCUGAUAUGAAUGGUAUUGCCAAAAAUAGGGAUGGUAAAGAAACAAAACAUUUUGCUACUGAGAGGCAGAGGAGAGUGCAUUUGAAUGACAAGUACAAAGCUUUGAGGAGUAUGGUUCCCAACCCUAGCAAGAAUGAUAGAGCAUCAAUAGUGAAGGAUGCAAUUGAUUACAUCAAUGAGCUGAUAAGGGGAGUGAAUGAGUUGAAACUUAUGGUGGAGAAGAAGAGAUGUAGCAGAGAUAGGAUGAAGAGGCAAAAGACAGAAGGUGGUGGUAAUUCCAUGGAUGGUACUGAUGCAAAGCAAAUAAUGGAUGAAGUGGACCAAUCUUACAAUGGAAAUUCAUUAAGGAGUUCAUGGCUUCAGAGGAGGUCUAAGAAUACUGAAGUUGAUGUCCGGAUCGUCGAUGAUGAAGUUACUGUCAAACUUGUUCAGCAGAAGAGAAUUAAUUGCCUUCUCUUUGCAUCUAAGGUUCUUGAUGAUCUUCAAUUGGAUCUUCACCAUGUUGCUGGUGGACUUAUUGGUGAUUACUACAGCUUCUUGUUUAACUCCAAGAUUUCUGAAGGAUCUACUGUGUAUGCAAGUGCAAUAGCCAAGAAUCUCAUUGAGGUUGUGGACAUACAGUAUGCGGCAAUUGCACCAACAAACAGCUAUUAAUAGUUCAGCUCUUUCAUUUAUGAUUUCUAGAGGGUCUAAGCAGAUUUCUGGGCCAGUGGAUGAUAGUGUUUAAUUUAGUGAUAGUGUUAUUUAGGAGUAAUAACUUUGUUGAAUCCAUGGGAAUGAACUGACUACUGUCUACUUUACUCAAGUUUGACACUUCUUUCUAAUAAUUAGGAAUAUAUGCUUCGGCAACAUAUUAAUUUGCUCGGUUUAUUAGGAGGAUUUCUAUAGUUAGUGUAAACUGUAACACAAAAUAUAAACUCCUAUACAUACAAUAUCAUAUCCGCCAAGAAAUUAUGAUA